Molecule: messenger RNA, 1710 nt
Organism: Mycosarcoma maydis (corn smut)
Lineage: Eukaryota; Fungi; Basidiomycota; Ustilaginomycetes; Ustilaginales
Exons: 1
Coding region: 1-1710 (569 amino acids)
Source: RefSeq, a predicted model, not a curated record
AUGCCGGACGAGGCGGCUCAGCAAAAGGCUGAGCACCAACAACGCCUCUCUCACGCGAUGGGCGUCAUGUUCCUUCAAGACAAGGUCGACAAACUCGAGCAAGAUGUCCGCAAGAUCACAUAUACAAGAGGAAUGCAUAACACUCGAAGCGCCCCGACACCCGACCUUUUCUCAUCACAACCGCGUCACGAUGUGGCGGCCCAAUUGCGUGCCCAACCACGAGCUGUCACAGGUCCCGGAUUAUCUUCUCACACACGCGCAGCAACAGGCGACAUUGCUCGCGUCAGCACCCAGACGACUACAUCCAUCCGUCUCGUCGAUGCAAGCGUACUCAUUUUUUCGCUCCGCAGCGUGCACAAUUGGAGUCGUGACCAGUCGACCUGUGUCGUCAUUCCGCUCGAGGCCAUCAACACGCUCGACCUGCUCAAGAAGGGCGACGAGCCCAUCAACCUUGCAGCCAGAAAAGCAACGCGUUGGCUCGAAGACAAGAUUGCUGUCUCCACGCAAGACGGUGACCUCAUGCUUACCGAACCUGAGCCUGGCAUCUUUGCUCAAAAAGAGCACUUCCGCGCUGCUGGAUCUCAGAUUGCAAGAGCGCGCCAAGACAGGAUCCAUCACGACCAUCCAGAUCCUACACGCGUCGCCGGAGUUGGCGAGAUGGAAAACAAUCCCGAACCGGCUCAGGUGAAGGAUGUUUUCAGUGCAUCCGAGGCGCCUCGCUACCUGCGCGAGCUAAUUAGUGUAUGUCUUUACUGCCAUCAAACUGCCGCUUCCACCUCGAGCUUUGCCGUCGCCAUCGCCUAUCCGCCAGAUCACCUGCACGAAAAGAUGAUCGAAGCACAGCCGGUCACCAGCGACAAGAUCAACUAUCUCCAUCGUACCGAUGGUCGCGCGACCGAGGCUUGGCUUGACGCCUACCGUAUUCCCUUUGAAGUGGUCGCUACAUCCAAGACAUGGACGGGCGAGAAGCUUUCGUCUCGCUUCCGGACUGAGGUUGGCGGCGGCGAUUACCACAGCGUAGGACCUUCCAACGAUCUGCUCGGACCUGGACACGGCUACAAGUCACAGCCGAGGAGAAAAGGCUCGCCGACACCAUCUGUCUCUUCGUCCACAAGCUCGUUCAAAUCCGAGUUGAGCGGCUUGUCAUUGAUCAGCUCUCACCGCAGCCCACGCCAUAGACAAGAAUCGCGCUUCGGAUCCACGUCAGCGGCACACAAGAGGUCGUCGGUCAGAUGCAUGUCCACCACGUCGAUCAACCCAGCUGCAGAAGCCAGCACGGCCUCGUCUGGGUGCGAAGAUGCCGAAGCGCGUCAAGACUCGGACAACGAAGGCCCGAUCAUCGCACGUCCUUCUUCCGCGGCCUCUUCGCACGCGUCGUUUGUCUCGUCACUCACCGCUUCGACGCAGGACGACGCGGGCAGCCAGACUUCGGCCUCGUACUCAUCGCACGGCGGUACACGCAUCGUUCGUCAUGGCGCGUCGCCUUCACCUACGCCGACGUCGUCUACGACGGAUCUAGCGAGUACGUGUAGCGAAGGUUCCGCGUUCGCUUCACCCAGGUUGACCAGUCGGACGCUGCACAAGACAAAGUCUGGAGCGGAAAAGAUGGAGGAGUAUCUACGCAGCUUGGACGCAGGCGCGAGCGGCGGAGCACCGGAUAAACGCACCGCAACAGCUACACCGACGCCGGGCGCUCAUAGACAUGGCUGA